AAGACCAAAAUGAAGUCUUCGUCUUCACUGCUCUUGCAAUUGAAGAGGCGGGGGAAGAAGGAGUAGUUUGCGCUGCGACUGCGACUAGAGAAAUCACAUUCAAAUCAUUCACAAUGCUUCCUUCCAUCACCAUCACCAUCACCAUCAUCAUACUCUUAGCUUUCUCUUCCCUCGUUCUUCUCCACACUCCCCUUUCAAUUUCAGCUCAACCAGUCAACAACCUCACCUCCCAAAUCCACCAAAUCAACCUCAAAAUCGCUCACUUAGAAUCGGUUCUUGAAGAAACUGAUAAAAGGUUAAAGGAAAGGGACUUGCACCUGCAAGAGUGUGAAAAUCGAAUGAAAGAAAUGUCCGAAAAAAUCCAUGAUCUGCACUCUACUCUCUCUACGGUGAAGGAUGAUUCAUUACAUGCUGAGAAACAGAUUGUAGCUCUGGAGGAAGAGGUACAACUUCUUUGGGCUGCAUUGAGAAGAAACAACUUUGAUAUCCAUAUUUUGAAAUCUAAGGCGCAAGAUACUGAAGAGAGCCUGGAAGAGGUUACUUCAAGAGUUGAAAAGAUGGGUGACAUUGUGACUGAACAGUGGAUUCAAAUUCAGCAUCUUGAGCAGGCUCUUCACUCUACUAAAAUGAGGACUUUAAAGGCUCAAAGGCUAGCAAGCCUAACAAGGUGCACAUUCUUGAAGUUUAUCUACAGCAUUCUUGAUGAUAUUCGGGCACUGGAUUCAUAUGUAUUUGGUGAAAGGACUAUAGACAGUUCACUCAUCUCAAGGGCUGUGGAUCAGUUGAAGAGAUGCUUUUCAAUGAUAAAAAAGUAUCACCAUCAGCUUCAAGGUUUGAUCAAAGAUCUGAUGAAGAGAAAUGAAUUGACUGCAGCUCUUGCAAAUGAUGAAUUAGUUUUUUUCCUGGUUUCUGUUCUAGUCACUUUUCCAUUAAUGAGUGCCUGGAUAUUCCUCUCACCAUAGUUGCUUCCAAGUUCCUAUAGUGACACCUGAUGGGCUUUCUUCCUAUACUUGUGCAUAGAGAACAUGUGACAGAUUUCUCAGUGAUGGUGGACAUGUAGUUCUGAUCUUGCAUGGUAGCAAGUAGCCGAGAAUACUUCUUAGUGUGAAUUUUGACUGUAGAAUUUUAAUGUCGCAGCCUCAAACUUUUGAAGGGUCCUCUGCAAGCCCUUAGCACUUGCAUGCGUGUCUUAUUAGAUUAGGGACUUUAGAGAUGGAAUGAAACUGGUAUGAUAGGUAAAACAAAAAGGGGAGCGGCAAGAGAGGAAAAUUGGGUAAGUGAGAAACAUUGGUCAUUACUAUUCAUGGUUUUUUAGGGAAUGCACGAAUUGUGUGUGUUUUUGGAUUAACAUUUUGCAGAAUUGAUUCUCUAACAAAUAGAGUUGACUAUUGUAAA
Molecule: messenger RNA, 1395 nt
Organism: Lotus japonicus
Lineage: Eukaryota; Viridiplantae; Streptophyta; Magnoliopsida; Fabales; Fabaceae
Exons: 9
Coding region: 114-962 (282 amino acids)
Source: RefSeq, a predicted model, not a curated record